Molecule: messenger RNA, 468 nt
Organism: Acomys russatus (golden spiny mouse)
Lineage: Eukaryota; Metazoa; Chordata; Mammalia; Rodentia; Muridae
Product: resistin-like beta
Exons: 5
Coding region: 65-382 (105 amino acids)
Cellular component (GO): extracellular region
Molecular function (GO): hormone activity
Source: RefSeq, a predicted model, not a curated record
CUUCCCAGCCAGACUGCAGAAACCUUUGCUGAGCUUUCUGCUCCAGACACCGAUAUUCUACAGCAUGAAGUCUACAAUGUGUUUCCUUCUCAUCUCCAUCUUCCUUCUCCAGUUGAUGAUCCCAGUGAACACGCAGCAUUCCUUAGACACUUUGGUGAAUGAAAUGAUCAAGGAAGCACUCAAUCGUGCAGGGGCUAAGAAGCUCUCCUGCACUAGUGUUACAGCAAAAGACAGACUGGCCACCUGUCCUGCUGGUAUGGCUGUGACUGGUUGUGCUUGUGGCUAUGGCUGUGGAUCUUGGGAUAUCAGGAAUGGAAAUACUUGCCACUGCCAGUGCUCUGUCAUAGACUGGACCACCGCCCACUGCUGUCAAAUGGCCUAAGAAUGAGGAGUCUGAGAAUCCAAUUUUUAAAUGAUCAUCAUAAUGAAACCAUGGUGUCAACCAGGAAACCUGACUCAUUGUCUUCA